AUGGCUCCUGCUGAUGUCUUGAUGGUUGGGACUGGCGAAUAUACCACUGGUUUUGUAGGAGGAACUGCUUCCACUUCGGAUAAAAAAGUGGGAGUCGUUGGCCUGACACUGUUUGACCUUCGGAGGCGAGGGAAGGUUGAUAAAUUGAGCAUGCUUGUAUAUGCUGACCGUGAUAAAAAAAAAAAAGGAAAACACCUCCAAACAAACAUAUCGGACGUGUACAAUGGCCUAGAUGUCUCAUUUGAGUCCUACCCGGCAGACGACAAGGUCGAUCCAAGUGCAUACAAGGCUGCGAUUGAUGCGUUGAAGCCUGGCUCUGCUGUUACGAUAUUCACACCCGACACUACUCAUUUUGAAAUCGCACUGUACGCCAUUCGCCGCAAGAUUCAUGUCCUCAUCACAAAGCCCGCAACCAAGCUAUUAGGCGACCAUCUCGAGUUACUUGAGGAAUCUCGGAAGCAUAAUGUUUUCGUAUUCAUCGAGCACCAUAAGCGUUUCGAUCCUGCAUAUUCUGAUGCACGUAACAAGGCACAGAAGCUGGGCGACUUUAACUAUUUUUACAGCUACAUGAGCCAGCCCAAGAGCCAGCUGGAGACAUUUAAAGCCUGGGCUGGCAAGGACAGUGAUAUCUCGUAUUACCUCAACUCCCAUCAUGUGGAUAUCUGUGAGAGCAUGGUUCCGGAGUAUACGCCUGUUAAGGUAAUGGCCUCAGCCUCGAAGGGAGCAGCUAUUGAACUUGGCUGUGUCGAGGAGACGGAAGACAGCAUCACGCUGCUUGUUGAAUGGAGAAAAAAAGAGGAUCCUUCCAAGACGGCAACAGGUGUAUAUACCGCAAGCUGGACUGCGCCCCAACGGGCUGGAGUUCAUUCUAACCAAUACUUCCAUUGGAUGGGAUCGAAGGGCGAGAUCAGGAUAAACCAGGCCAAGAGGGGAUACGAUGUCACAGCCGACGAGGAGGGGCUCGUGUGGUACAACCCCUUCUACAUGAGCUAUGCUCCCGACGAGGAAGGGAACUUUGGUGGUCAAAGGGGCUAUGGGUAUAUCAGCUUCGAAAAGUUUAUUGAAGCUGUCACUGCCCUCAACGAAGGAAGCGUGACCCUAGACCGACUUGAUCAACGUGGACUACCGACGCUUAAGAACACCAUCGCGACGACGGCGAUCUUACACGCGGGCCGGAUUUCAUUGGAUGAGCUGCGUUCUGUUGAGAUCCUGAGGGAAGGGGAGACUUGGUCAUUAAAAUAG
This is a messenger RNA of Arthroderma uncinatum, 1242 nucleotides long. RefSeq names its product D-galacturonic acid reductase. The transcript has 5 exons. The record is from RefSeq and is a predicted model, not a curated record. Gene Ontology annotation, cellular component: cytoplasm. Gene Ontology annotation, biological process: NADPH regeneration. Gene Ontology annotation, molecular function: oxidoreductase activity; nucleotide binding. Lineage: Eukaryota; Fungi; Ascomycota; Eurotiomycetes; Onygenales; Arthrodermataceae. Bases 1 to 1242 code for a protein of 413 amino acids.